Nezara viridula (southern green stink bug) is the source of this 111-nucleotide messenger RNA. Lineage: Eukaryota; Metazoa; Arthropoda; Insecta; Hemiptera; Pentatomidae. The record is from the annotation of a GenBank genome assembly.
AUGGAGGGAAGAACGAUUCUAAAGGAGACCAGAUUUAUUCACAGAUUGACCUUACUAACAAGAGUUAGGUCCCGACCUGGCCACCUUCCUUAUAUGAUCUUAGAAAUUUAG